Messenger RNA from Haliotis rubra (blacklip abalone), 2371 nucleotides. Its product is annotated as cholecystokinin receptor type A-like. Bases 466 to 2196 code for a protein of 576 amino acids. Gene Ontology annotation, biological process: neuropeptide signaling pathway. Gene Ontology annotation, molecular function: neuropeptide receptor activity. Gene Ontology annotation, cellular component: membrane. The record is from RefSeq and is a predicted model, not a curated record. The transcript has 4 exons. NCBI's taxonomy places the organism in Eukaryota, Metazoa, Mollusca, Gastropoda, Lepetellida, Haliotidae.
ACUAAGAUGAGAUCACAAUCACUACCAGAACGCUACUGCAUCUUGUCUAUAGGAGGGUCAGUGGACUGUACUACUGAGACACCAUACAAUCUCUAAUACAUGGUCCUCUACUCAUGGCAUCGAAUCCAAGACUUGCCUCGGUAAUGAUCCUUGGUACGUCAGCUCAAGGCAGCUGGGUUCCCCAGAAAACUACUGCUGAUGGUAUUUGUUCGUUUCAUCUCGUGGGCGGUGUUUACACGUGUUUACACGAUUCCGGAUGAUGAAAUGCGUGAGGAAAUAACUGCCACGCAGGUAUUGGCAGAUUCUCCAACGUGUACAUGAAUUGUUUCAACAAAACUAUUCGACCCAAUCUCGUUAAAGCAUGUUUGUCAUCCUACAACGUGACCAGUUUGAUAUCAGCAGUAGCUGAAGAGUGCUGUUCAUAGAUGCAACUUGAGUUCCGGGUGACACACAUCUACAGGAGGCAUGGCAACUGCUGUCAACUUCACCCUUGAUCAGUUCAACGACGUCUACAACCAGCGAUACCUUCCUGCUACAGUGUACAUAUCGGCCAUGAUGGUGGUUGGCCUCGUGGGCAAUUCUGUUGUCUUUCAUGUAUACCUGAAGAAGUUCAAGCCGAGCACAACAAGGUGUUUCAUUCUUGUGGUUGCCCUUUUGGAUAUUCUCAAUGCUCUAGUAUGUUGUCCAGUACAAAUAUUUCAGAUGAGAAACUUUGUAACGUUUGGCAGUUCAGGGGCGUGUAGGUUCAUGAUAACGAGUGUGACAUAUUUCAGCACUGCGUCUGGUCAGGUGUUAAUAUUAGUGGCCGUUGACAGAUACAGGAAGGUUUGUCGACCCUUCCAGAAGCAGAUGACGCCAUAUACAGCCAAACUGGCUUGUGGACUUUUGUGUCUCGUCUUGCUGGUGCUCAUGAUUCCGACUCCACUGAUUUACGGCCCUAAAACUGUGACACGAUAUAAUGUCAAUAUUACCAUUUGUCGCCCCUUCGAGCCAGAGAGGACUACUAUAAGGCUCACAACAAUGAUGUCAAGAGACCCUCAGAACUACGAACGCCUCGCCAUGAAGUACUCCCUUUUCUCCAUCCUAGAAAAAUCCUAUCACCUGCAGAUCGCUGCCAACCCCAUUAUCUAUGGCUUUCUUAAUAAGCAGUUCCGCCGCGAACUCCGACUGAUUUCACUGGCUACAUUUGACCUGAUUACAGUCACCAUUUGUAUUCCAUCAGAGAUCGCAGACAUACGGCAUAACUAUACAUUUGGGCCGUACACACUGUGUAAGAUAUUGCGAUUACUUGUAACAUUCUCAGCCAUUGCUUCAGCGUCAACACUGGUAGCCAUAGCCGUGGACAGGUAUAGGAAAAUAUGCCGACCGUUUGAAAAGCAGAUGACGCCUUUGUCUGCCAAGGUUACAGUUAUCGUGUGUUCACUUAUGACGGUGGUGGUUUCAUCACCCAAUGCUGUUAUCUAUGGUCCUAGGGCAGUUGCAACAGACGACGGCUAUAUUAAUGGUUCUGACUGCUCUACGUCUGACGACUACGUCAGGACGCCCUACCCUCUCAUCUACAAUGGAGUCCUGUUCUUCAUCUUCUUCUCCUCAACACUCAGUCUCUCUGUGCUUUACGGUCUCAUAUGGAGGCAGGUUGUCAGGCAACGGAAACGAAUGAAUGCUGUAUAUGAAAUAAGACAAAAUGUGGAAAUGGAUAGCAGACACGAAAUGAUACCUAAUACUUCAUCAUCCGAUGUCCAGUGUCCGUCAGUUACAUGGGAUUCAAGCCUGUUGUCUUCCGACAGAAGUGAUUCCAACAUACCUGCUAGAAGAUCAGAACGUAUACCUGAUUCAUGUCCAGAUGGUAACACACCAUCCCUACCGGGCAGGCAUCCCUCUAGGUGUGGAAGAAACGAAUCCCCUACCGGCACAUCGUCACUGCGUCAAAGAGGUCAUAAGACAGUACUGAUGCUGUUUCUCAUCACCCUCGUGUUUGUUUUGAGCUUCCUUCCUCAUCUGGGUCUGAUGGCUACGCAGGCUGUCAACAAACACGUGUUUGACGACCUUACAGGAGCUGGAAUAGCAGCUAACAAUUUGUUUCUGAGAUCCUACUUUAUCAACAGUGCAUCCAAUCCUAUCAUUUACAGCUUCUGCAACGAACGGUUCCGCCUUGAAGUGACACGGCUGUUUGGAGGGUUAACUCGCAGAACAUAGGCACACAAUACUGUAUUGUACACUGCUUAAUAAUCAAAGAGGAGAACAGGAUUGUUGAAGCAAACUAUUUAAAAUAUGCAUGGAUAUGUGUUUUUACCACUUAUUACACAAAACCCUUGCCUGAUACAUUUUGACUGUUUUGGGCGUUGGUUUGUUGUUUAACGCCACACUCAGC